Messenger RNA from Seriola aureovittata, 2575 nucleotides. Its product is annotated as protocadherin alpha-8-like. Gene Ontology annotation, molecular function: calcium ion binding. The record is from RefSeq and is a predicted model, not a curated record. Gene Ontology annotation, biological process: homophilic cell-cell adhesion. Bases 101 to 2545 code for a protein of 814 amino acids. Lineage: Eukaryota; Metazoa; Chordata; Actinopteri; Carangiformes; Carangidae. The transcript has a single exon. Gene Ontology annotation, cellular component: plasma membrane.
UCAAGCAGGCCAGCCGAUGAAAUCACGUCUGCGUUCUGUAAAAAUGCCAGAGUCGGCGGACUGACAUAAAUAAUUGUUUAUCGCAUUAAUAGGCUCUUGGAUGUCAAUGUAUUGUUAUAUAAGAAUGGGAUCGGAUACAAAAACUCCAACAAGGAACUGCUCUUGCUUUGCUUUUUGUGGAGCUCUACUUCUGAUUUUCGGAAAUCAAGCUUUUGCUCAGAUUAGGUACUCUGUUCCAGAGGAGGUGAAAGACGGAACUGUUGUUGGAAACGUUGCGAAGGACCUUGGGCUUGACAUCAUUUCUCUGAUUGAUCGACGGUUCCGUGUUGUAGCUGGAAGUAAAGACGCUAUUUUUGAGGUAAACCAGCAUAAUGGGGCGUUGUACGUCCAUAAUCAAAUUGACAGAGAAGAGCUCUGUCAAGGCAGCGGUGCCUGUCUAAUGGAGCUGAAAAUCCUUGUUGAAAACCCUUUGGAAAUACACUAUGUAGUUGUAGAAAUUACUGAUGUAAAUGAUCACUCUCCCGCUUUUCCUGAAAAUGAACAGACAUUUGAAAUAGCAGAACAUACGUUGCCAGGAAAGCGAUUUCAGUUGCACACUGCUCGCGACCCGGAUGCUGGAAUUAACUCGAUUCGUACAUACACUUUAACAUCAAAUGAACAUUUUGAAGUAAAUAUCCGCCAAAGUGAUGCCGGUAAAAUACCAUUUUUAGUCCUUAAGAAGUCAUUAGACAGAGAACAAAAGAACAAACACGCGCUACUUGUCACAGCAGUUGAUGGAGGUAAACCUCCAAGAACAGGCACACUGAAUGUUUCCAUUAUUGUUCUUGACAGUAAUGACAAUCGUCCGAUAUUUAGUCAGGAGAUUUACCAAACUGAACUACAAGAAAACGUUCUAGUUGGCACUUUUGUAUUUAGAAUGAAUGCCACGGAUCCAGAUGAAGACACGAAUGGACAAAUUGAAUACAGCUUUGGAAAAACCUUAAGGCGUGAAGUCUAUGACAUUUUUGUACUGCACAAAUUAACUGGAGAAAUUAGAGUAAUUGGAGUAGUGGACUAUGAAGAAAACGACUUAUAUGAACUGGACGUUGAGGCAUCAGAUAAAGGAACACCUCCACUGACAGGUGAGUGUAGGGUCAUUGUAAAAAUAAAAGAUGUCAACGAUAAUCCGCCGGAAAUAGAAGUUACAUCACUGUCAAAUACAGUGUCUGAAGACUCAAAGCCUGGCACAACUAUUUCACUUCUUAGUGUGCGAGAUAAAGACUCCGGUGUGAAUGGAAAAACUAUUUCACACAUUGUCAAUGACGUGCCUUUUGACUUAAAGCCGUCCUAUAAAGAGAGCACGUAUUCAGUUGUUACUAAAGAUUUUUUGGAUCGAGAGCAGGUGCCACAGUACGAAAUAUUAAUAAAAGCAACCGACUGUGGCGAGCCUCCCUUAUCUACCUUUAAAACUCUGAACAUUCAGAUAUCAGAUGUAAAUGACAACAGUCCACAUUUCGAACAAACCACUUUAGAAGUUUAUCUUGCAGAAAAUAAUGUUGCCGGAAAGUCAAUAUUCUCUGUAAGCGCAACAGACAGUGAUCUGAAUGACAAUGCAGCAGUUUCUUACCAUAUUAUAAGAGAAAGGACUCAAAAUGACAUAAAGUCUUUCCUAAAUAUAAAUCCUGACAAUGGACUCAUUUCAUCCUUAAAAAGUUUUGACUUUGAAACACUGAAAACUUUCCACUUCCACGUUGUUGCGUCAGAUUCUGGAACACCGUCACUAAGCAGCAACGUCACUGUGAACGUGUUCAUUCUGGAUCAGAACGACAACACUCCAGUCAUCCUGUAUCCAGUCAGCUCUAACGGUUCUGCUGAAGGUGUGGAGGAGAUUCCCCGCAACGUGAACGCAGGACACUUGGUGACUAAAGUCAGAGCCUAUGACGCUGAUAUAGGAUAUAACGGCUGGUUACUGUUUUCACUGCAGGAAGUUACUGACCACAGUCUCUUUGGUUUGGACCGCUAUACAGGACAGAUCAGAACACUUCGCUCAUUCACAGAGACAGACGAGGCUGAGCAUAAACUGGUCAUACUGGUCAAAGACAAUGGAAACGUUUCACUCUCAGCAACAGCUACUGUGAUUGUCAAACUUGUGGAGCCCAAAGAGGCUUUUGCAGCUUCUGAUGUGAAAAGUUCAGCAAAAGCAGAUGAGGAUAAUAAUGUGACUUUUUACCUGAUGAUAACUUUGGGCUCAGUUUCAGCACUUCUUCUCAUCAGUAUCAUCGUGCUGAUUGCAAUGCAGUGCUCAAAAUCCACAGACUAUACUUCUAAAUAUCUACAAGAGACUAAUUACGAUGGGACACUGUGUCACAGCAUCCAGUACAGAUCUGGAGACAAACGGUACAUGUUAGUUGGACCCAGAAUGAGUAUAGGAUCUACUAUAGUCCCGGGCAGCCAUGCAAAUACACUAGUGCUUCCUGACAGGAGGAGAACAUCUGAAGAGGUAAGACCAUGUUUAAAUGCUAUCACUCAAGCUGUUUUGCAGUUACGGUUACACAAUCUCAUUUAAAUUCAUAUCCAAAUAUCAGGGGUCUCAGUG